AUGCAGACGGCGCGCGACAGCUCCAUUCUCUCAGAGGCCGCUGAAGGCUCUGAAGCGCCCGUCUCUUCGCCGAACUCUCUUGCCCACGCGCUUACCCUCCGACGAUCCGAAUACAUGGGCCAGCGCAAGCUGCGCGUCAAGAUUGGUUCCUGGAAUACGGCGGGCUGCCCCGGAACCGACAAGGAUGUCGGCAGUUGGUUUUUUCGCGACCAAGGCCUCACAAAUGAAUUUGCCAAACUGGGUGUAGACGCCACCAAUGAUACUCCAAAAGCCGACGAUGCGAUCGACCUCUACGUUCUCGGCCUUCAAGAGGUUGUCGAUCUGAACACCACAAAGGAAUACGUGAAUCGUGUGUACGCCGGGGAGAAUGCUCAAAUCACAAAAUGGCGGUCAGCUGUGGAAGCUGCCAUACCCGCGGGCUUCCAGUUCGUUUCGGCCGAGCAAAUGGUUGGGCUGUUGACGCUUGUCUAUGCUUCGAGCGACCUUGCCAAGCACAUCACCAAUGUCAGCACACAGCAAAUUGGUACUGGCCUCCUCGGCUACUUUGGGAAUAAAGGGGCCGUGGCGACUCGCAUCGUUAUUGGCGAAACCACACGCAUGGUCUUUGUCAACUCGCAUCUGGCUAGUGGCACAAGCUCGAGCUACCUUGACCGUCGCUGCUGGGACGUGGCGCAAAUUGCCUCCAAGAUGCAAUUUGAUCCGGUAGUGAAUAACGGCGUUGUCGAGGAUACUAGCGAUCGAUUCGGUGACGAAGACUUUGCCUUUUGGUUCGGUGAUUUGAACUUUCGUCUUGGCACCCUCCCUGGCGAUGACAUCCGAAGGAUAUUAACGCUACAUAUGCGUGGCGAAUACGACGUGAGCAGCCAAAAGCCACCACAGCCUCUUGAUGGUGAGCCUGUUAUUGUCAUGAGGGAUUCAGAAAGUGACGAGGAGACGAUGACAGCUUCCUCAUUCAGCCACAGCAGGGAGCAGAGCUUUGAUUCAGCAACGUCUUUACCCGACCCAGACGAUUUUCCCCAAGAUCCCAGUCAGGAUCCGGCAUCGCUGCAGGCGACUCUGGAUUCUUUGCUGCCCCAUGAUCAACUGCGCGAGGUCAUUGCACGUCGCAAAGCCUUUCACGAUGGCUGGAGAGAGGGCCCAGUUACUUUCUUGCCUACGUACAAAUACGACGUCGGCAGUGUGGCGCUGUUUGAUUCGAGUGAAAAGCGACGGGCUCCCAGUUGGUGUGAUCGCAUACUUUACCGGACCCGAGACUACAAGCAAGCGUUCGAAAAGAAGGCCAUGGAUGAAGAGACUGCCAAGAAAAGGGACGAUGAGAUGAAGUCUCGCGGGAUCGAGGCGGAUGAAGACGUGCUAUUUAGCUACAAUCCAGAAGAGGACGGCGAAGAACAGGAGCCGGAAGCAUCUACCGACACGGGCUACGAAUAUGACGAAUAUGACGAGAACGAUGAUCAUGACCAGACCGAAAGCAUGGCCACCGAUCGAGUGAAGCUAGAGUUAUAUACUUCAUAUCAAAGAGUCACAUCUUCUGACCACAAACCGCUGUCAUCCAUAUUUACGCUCACCUGCGACUGCGUGGUUCCAGAAAAGAAGGCCAAGGUCCACGCGGAGGUUGCGCGCCAACUCGACCGCGCUGAAAAUGAAGGACGCCCUGUGAUUACUCUGGUACUUGAGGCGGAUUCCACGCAAGAUGCCAAUAUCGUGAACAUGGGUGAUUUCGGAUUUCUCUCGAAACAGAGUAACACCAUCACUAUUGCCAACACGGGCGGAGUACCAGCAAGCUUUUCGUUUAUGGACAGACCGGCUAUGGAAGACUCUGACAGCGGCAUAGGGUCGCACGACUGGCUGUCGACCACAUUCGUCAAGUCUGAUGACAGCAGUGACGCCGUUGGGCCGAAUGUCACACUCGAACCAGGAGAGACUGUGACAGCGAUCCUCGACGGUCAGAUCUCGUCGAUCCCAUUUCUUCGGGCCCUCAACGACGGACGCGCGACGCUUGAAGAAGUGCUUGUUCUUCGUGUUGAUAACGGCAGAGACCACUUCAUCACAGUGCGUGGCCAGUGGCUGCCGGGCUGCUUUGGACGCUCGAUUGACGAACUCAUCCGUGUACCGGAGGGCGGCAUCCGCAAGUUUCUACAAGACAAGAAAAUUCACGGAGCGAUACCCUAUGAUUCCGACGUCCACUGCUCGGCACCGCGCGAGCUUUUUAAGCUGACAGAGGCCAUACAGACGCUGGCCGAGCGCUGCGUCGCCGACGCCAACAUGCUGGAGGAUAUGUCGCUGCCAGGCGACGCAGGCUGGCCCUUUGAGGCCGGGACCUGCGCCCUGGGAGCCGAUGAGAAGCAAGCCGUGCAGUCUCGCAUAGUCGGCGCGCUGGACACGGACGGAUCUCUUGCCGAGGCGCUGCCCAUUGAGCUUCCGUCGUCACACAAGCUUGAGCUUCUGUCGUCUGUGCUGCUCCUCUUUGUGGCGUCUCUCACCGACGGCCUUGUUACGGCGCAAAUGUGCGCGCGCCUCGCCACCAACAUUCCGUCCCUCGCGGCACUCCCGCCGAGCGCAUGGCCCGACACCAAGAUGAAGAUUCUUGAUGUGCUGUCCGCGGCGCCUAACCACAAUAUCGCCUUUGUCUUCUUGACGGCGACGCUCGCGCGCGUGGCCCGCGAGCUUAUCCCCGCCACGACGGAGCCCCCCGCCGAGGGCCUCUCGCGGCGGCUGAGCUUUCGCAGGGGCGGCGAGACGGCGGACGGCGCGGCGGUCAAGAAGAGACGGGCGCGCGAGCGGCGCUACGCGGAGCUGCUCGCCCCGCUGGUGUUUCGCAGCGAUGGCGGCGCAGAGGGCAAGGACAGGGCGGCGAGGGAGAGGGAGCGCGCAAUGCUGGAGCUAUUUCUGAGCUUGGAGAUGCAGGACUAG
Molecule: messenger RNA, 2910 nt
Organism: Beauveria bassiana ARSEF 2860
Lineage: Eukaryota; Fungi; Ascomycota; Sordariomycetes; Hypocreales; Cordycipitaceae
Product: type II inositol-1,4,5-trisphosphate 5-phosphatase
Exons: 1
Coding region: 1-2910 (969 amino acids)
Biological process (GO): phosphatidylinositol dephosphorylation
Molecular function (GO): phosphatidylinositol-4,5-bisphosphate 5-phosphatase activity
Source: RefSeq, a predicted model, not a curated record